AUGCAUGGCUGGCGUUGGGAGAUAUGGUUAGUUUUUUGCAUGGGCGGCCAGACAGGCAGGAAUCCAAUCUACGCACGGAUGGAUUUGUUGGUUGAGCUGCUCACAAUGUGCCCACAGAUCGGCAUGAUCGAGAACGAACAGAAAGAAGACCGGGACACCCACUGGUAUAUAGAUGGUCAAUGUGAAGAACGUUUCCAAAUUUCUACAACCCUCACGCUCGCGCUUGCGCAACAUGUUUCUCCCCACCCAUCCACACUCGCCUUACUCAACGCUCUUCACAAUCGCAAACAGGCAACUCGCGCACGCACUUCUCAGCGGCUAUGGCACGCGUUUGGUGACUCGUUCUUUUCGGUUAGUUCGCCGGCUUCCGAAAUCUUGUUGCAGUUCUUGGGACGUCGAGUAAAGGUCUGUCCCUGUUGGCUUAUAAGUUUUCGUUGCCUUUGCCUAACUUGGAGGGGGAACCAGAUCCUGAACAAGGGCAAUCUGGUGUGGUGGCAGUCGGCGGACGAUUCAAGGUAA
Colletotrichum paranaense is the source of this 519-nucleotide messenger RNA. RefSeq lists its product as uncharacterized. The record is from RefSeq and is a predicted model, not a curated record. NCBI's taxonomy places the organism in Eukaryota, Fungi, Ascomycota, Sordariomycetes, Glomerellales, Glomerellaceae. The transcript has a single exon. The coding region runs from base 1 to 519 and encodes 172 amino acids.